Messenger RNA from Lodderomyces elongisporus, 1905 nucleotides. RefSeq lists its product as uncharacterized. NCBI's taxonomy places the organism in Eukaryota, Fungi, Ascomycota, Pichiomycetes, Serinales, Debaryomycetaceae. Gene Ontology annotation, biological process: carbohydrate metabolic process. The record is from RefSeq and is a predicted model, not a curated record. The transcript has a single exon. The coding region runs from base 1 to 1905 and encodes 634 amino acids.
AUGAUUUCGCAAUCUAGAGCAUCCUCAUAUACCCGUCCAUUACUAGCCAUUAUACUCAUUCUUGGUACAUAUUUGUUAGUUUCCAAAUCCAAGUCUGCAACAACCCACAAUGGGAAUAACGAAUUAGCCAGUCCCGUAGAUGAUCUUCAAUCUCACAAACUAGAUCAUAAACACCCUUCAAAGAUCAAUUACUUUGACAAGUCAAUGAACAAUCAACAAGUGUUUCGUGAGGUAGAUGCUAGUUUUCUUUCUGAUAUGGAUAAACACGUUAAGAAAUGUCCUGAUUACGUCACUUAUUCGCAACGUCGUCACCCACCUUUUUCGCUGGGUCCGCAACGGUACCCAUAUAUGCGUCCCGCACCAAAAUGUCGGACGUUCGUGCUGAGUGCCGUCGAAAGCGUGAUUGAAGAUUUAAAGCACAAGAUUUCAGAUCCAGAUUUGGUAAGAUUGGUUGAGAAUUGUUUGCCCAACACGUUGGAUACAACAAUAUUGUGGCAUAGGAGAGAGCAGCAAGGAGACGAAAACUCGCAUAAACAGCAAAAACAGAACCAAAAACAGACACAGAAACAGAAACAGAAAAGAGAUAGAAAUUCCCUCACGUUUCCACAAUCUUUUGUAGUUACCGGUGAUAUACACGCUGAAUGGCUAAGGGAUGCGGCGAGACAACUAAGCGUAUACCAACCAUUUAUUAAAUAUGAUCAAGAUCUAAAAGAAUUGAUCCUUGGUGCUAUCAACACACAGGCUUACUUUGUCAACAAUUCACCAUAUUGUAACGCAUUCCACCCACCACCAGGUGCCAAUGUGAAACGUGGCGAUACUGCAUUUGAUAGUGUUCAGCCCAGACCCGAUUGGAGACAGGUGUUUGAAUGCAAAUAUGAAAUUGAUUCUUUAGCCUCCUUUCUCACUUUAACAAAUGAGUAUUAUGAACAUUCAGGUGGUGAUUUGUCAUUUUUGAAUGAUGCUUGGAUCAGGGCUUAUGAAAAGUUGAUUAUUGUAUUAAGAAGGGAAAAUGAACCUAGCUUUGACGAAAAAACGGGACAAGUAUUGCCCUUUUAUUAUUCUUUCCAAAGACAAACUAAUAUUGGCUCAGAAACAUUGCCGUUGGGUGGAGUUGGCAAUCCAGUCAAUUUUGGCACGGGACUAAUAAGAAGUGCGUUUAGACCAAGUGAUGAUGCAACAAUCUUGCAAUUUUUCAUCCCCGGCAACAUACAUAUGUUGACAGAGUUGAAGCGCACUAGAGAUAAUAUCUUGAAUAAGCGCAGCCAAGAAAUAUUGGUACCGGAUUUGAAAGUAGCUAUCGAGGUGCUUGGUGAAAAGACCGAUGAAUUUAUUGAUCAACUCAGUCGAGGAAUUGAACAAUUUGGGAUUGUUGAGCAUCCCAGGUACGGCAAAGUAUAUGCUUACGAAGUUGAUGGGUAUGGCAGUGCUACAUUUAUGGAUGACGCAAACAUCCCAUCACUCUUGGCAAUACCUGAUAUGGGUUACUCCUCAAUUAAUGACCCAGUUUAUCAAAACACGCGAAAAAUGAUACUUGAAAAGCAAGGCAAUCCAUAUUACUUGAAAGGGUUAUAUUUUGAAGGUAUUGGUGGUCCCCAUAUUGGAAUCAAAAAUGCAUGGCCCAUGUCGUUGCUUGUUAGGAUAAGAACUACUAAUGAUGAUGACGAAAUUAUAAAGAGUCUCAAGUUGGUAAUGAACAAUACUGCAGGAUUGGGACUUAUGCAUGAAAGUGUCAACGUGAAUUCAGUCGAUGGCGAUGACUUCACGAGAUCGUGGUUUGCUUGGUGUAAUUCGGAAUUUGGAAAAACGAUAUUACAUUUGGCGAGGGAGAAACCACAUUUGAUAUUCAAAGAAGAGUGGAAAAAUAUGCCAUAUAACAUUGAUGAAGUAUUAAGUAAAGCCAACUAA